Messenger RNA from Columba livia (rock pigeon), 1715 nucleotides. It is a transcript of the gene CCDC32, whose product is annotated as coiled-coil domain containing 32. The record is from RefSeq and is a predicted model, not a curated record. Lineage: Eukaryota; Metazoa; Chordata; Aves; Columbiformes; Columbidae. The transcript is spliced from 4 exons. Gene Ontology annotation, biological process: cilium organization. Bases 121 to 639 code for a protein of 172 amino acids.
UGUCGCGGGUUUCCGUGUUUACGGUGCGGGCGGUGGCCGAGGCGGGUGCGGGGACCGGAGCGGCGCUUCUGUGUCCCCGGGGAAGGGGCUCGGAAGCCCCGGCGAGCGGGGGCCUCCAGGAUGAGGAUGAUCGAGAGCAUGGACUCCGCGGUCAGCAGGCCCAGCGAGGAGCUGUGGGCCGAGAUCUGCUCGUGUCUGCCGCGGCCCGAGCAGAUGGACCCCGGCGACGCCUUCACCGACUCCUUCGUGGCUCCCUGCGCCCCGGGCAGCGGCUCCGGCGGCUCUGCCCCGGCAAACCCGAAGCCCUGGGCACCCCUGAGCGAUUCCGAGGUGUAUUUGGCAUCCCUGGAGAGAAGGCUGAUGCGCAUUAAGGGCCUGUCCCAGGAGGUGACGUCCAAGGACAUGCUGCGCACGCUGGCCCAGGCCAGGCAGGAGUGCUGGGACCGCUUCCUGCAGGAGAAGUUCGAGUCCGAGUGUUACGUAGAGGGACACGACUCCGAGGAGAGCACGCUGGAGCAGCUGAAGCGCUGGCUGCAGCCCGACAAGGUGGCCGUCAGCACGGAGGAGGUGCAGCUGCUGCUGCCGCCCGAGCCCCCGGGCAGGGGGCCCGAGGAGGAGCCCCCGGCCGCGGAGCAGUGAGAGCCGCGCCACGGCCGCCUCUUGUCCAGCCCCGCGACAGGCAGAACCGGGAGGAACGGCACGCAACAAAACAAGGCAAAAAAGCUUUGGCCUUCCAGGGACAGCAGCUGCGUUUGUGGUGGACAAGAGUGACGCGCUGGUGACACGGCGACCGCGGAACUGAAACCUGACUUGGAUCUGCUCCCCGCCUGUAGCGACCUAAUCAUUCCAGUCCGACUGUGCAUUGUUUGGAACUCAUCAGGAGACACGUUGAACAACAACUACCAGUUGUUCAGAAGCAUCAGGAAACGUCGUGGUCUAGAACAGAACAGAUAAACCCACUGAAUCCAUUGUUCUUCCUGUCUUGUACCUUUUUUGUUACUCAGGUGGGCAUUUUCUUUCUUUGCUGCAAGGUCCCCGCGGUGUUUUCUGCAGAUCUGCGCUAUUAAAGUCUGAGUUUGCCCUGAGCUGUGCCUGGAGGAGCACAGAUAAUUCCCACCGCUGUCAACUGAAAACCCUAAAGCACGCUAUUCUUGCAGUUGUUAAAUUGAUUGUGUCAUUGAUGUUGUAACUAUUUAACAUUCCUCUCUAUGUCAUGUGCCCUCCUACGAUACCCACGUUAUUGGCCAAACUGUCCUUUACAGAAUAGACUGGAGGGGGGUAUUUUUUCUCUUGUUUGUUGUUUUGUACCCGUUUGUCUCCUUCAGCCUUUGCAAACGAGGAUCAGAGGAGAUUCUGUACCAGGAAACCAAGAGCGAUAACCAGGGAGGCUACAAAUAGCUUGUUUUCAUCACAGACUUGCAUAGAAUUAUCUGACUUUAAACAUGUUCUAGUAUUUAAUUGGUUUUCAUCCUGUUUAACUGGCUUAUUUCCAAUUACUAAUGGAAAAACCCUGUAAUUGUGUAUUUGUGUAAAGCUGAUGGUUCUUUAAGCUGCGCUUUCUGCCUUCGCUCCGGAGGUCGGUAGGGGGAAGCAGCGCACGCUCAGACAAAGCUCGGCAGGACAGAGGUGGUAGGGCUGGUUAGUCCCGGGAGUUCGCACGUGAGGUUCCUACCGUGUUCAUUAUCUACCUGUAUGAAAAUGCAUUUUUAAAAGUA